CGAGCCCGUCCAGAAAGCAACAGACGCGUUGAGGCAGCCGAGGCGGUUUGGUCACCCCGGCAGCAUCGUUUGCAGGCCAACGCCCAUCCGCCACAGCACGGACAGGAGGUCUCAGGAAGUCCCCGUAGCUCCCGGUGGCUCCUACGGUAACCAGUUACCAUUCGACAUAGCAGGAGCCGCGUGCCCUACCCUUCUGUCUCUUCAAGCGUCGUCCAUCCUAACCCCGUCUGCUGGACUUGCGGCUUAUCACCUUCUCAUGUCUCUUCCGAGGGCCUUCGUCGACUUUCUCCUCUACCGCCCCACCCAAGCGCUCUUGCUCCUACUUCUCCGCCCUUCCCCACCUCCUUUUUUCCAGAGCCUGACGCUCUUGGCUCUCCUCAGCUACUUCCAGAACCGCAGGCUCCAACAAGCAGAGUUCGAGCAGCAGCUAAGGAAGCUAAGUCUCGCCAGCCUCGGCGAAGCAGACCUUCCGGCGCUGCCACAGCCGUCAUCAGUGCCGGCGCUCCAUACGAAUCCGGCCUCGCAGCCGCUACGGAAUAGGUUGCGCGCGGCGGGUGACGAUACGAUGGCUUGGCUGACCGGUGCUCGUGGUGGUAGGGUAGCUGUGAGAGGAUGGGGGAAAUACAAUGCGGUCGUAGCGCUUGUUGGUGGGAUCACGAUCUGGCUGUUUUAUGUGAGUGUCUUGCUUGAAGGGGUCGGGAAGGAUUUGACGGGAAAAGUCGAUGAAACAACUCCGACAAUCAGCGUGCUUCGGUUUCUGGCGAGUCCGAACGUUUUUCGGGCUAACAUAAUGCGACCUUUCUGGUUAUAUUCAUCUCCACAGGAAAGCUAUCGAUCGUACUUUGUCAGUUUCUUCAGCCUUUUCCGCCCACACGCCGCCCUCCGCAAGCUCUUUCUCUCAUCCCGCAAACACGUAGGCCCUCCGCCUCCCAAACCCCCAGGACCUCCUGCCACAACCACCACGACAACCACCACUACAGUCGCCACAUCCACCACUCAUCAUCCACAACAACAGCAACAGCAACAGCAUUACCCUCUCACACAAAAAAAUACCGCACCACAGCAACCAUCGGUGGCAUCACCAGCUACCUCCUCACACUCAUCAGCUACCGACCGGUCUUUUGAUCUCGUCGGCGAUGAUCCUACACUUUUUGCCGACAUGGACAGCUCGGCAAUUUAUGACUCUUCUCAGCACAUCUCACACUCACAUUCACCUCCGUAUCCCGGCAGCAGCACACAUCUCAUCCUAUCCCCGACACGAGGGACAUCCCACCCGUCGCACCAACAGCAACGCGCCCCUGACAGUGACGCGCGGUCACAAGCCCUCCGUGUUGCGGCCUUGUAUGAGCUGGAAAAGCGCGAAUGGGAAAAGGAGAAGAUCAAACUCAUUCGGGCGGCUGAGAUGAUGUAUUGGAAGGGGCGGAGGGAUGGAUUGGAGGGGUUGUUGCUUGAGCCUUUGGAUGGCGGGAAUGCGGUCUCCUUUCCUGGAAAGUAGUGAGGGAGGAGAGGAAUUGGGACCGGGGAGGAGGAUGCUCUAACUGGCACGGACACGGGAUAUGCGUCGUGGCCCGGGGUGGAGUCGCUGAGCGUGCUUUCAUUGCCUUUCUUUGGCGAGACAUAUCAUUCAUUGUGCGACACUUUUGCAUCAUACAUAUGUUUUUUUGGGUGGACACCAGUUUUGGAAAAGAAUAGUCAAUAAAGGUAGUUGUCUCGGCGCUAGUGAAUCUUAUGUCCUCAUAAGCAGUAUCUACGGC
Molecule: messenger RNA, 1754 nt
Organism: Fimicolochytrium jonesii
Lineage: Eukaryota; Fungi; Chytridiomycota; Chytridiomycetes; Spizellomycetales; Powellomycetaceae
Exons: 1
Coding region: 257-1495 (412 amino acids)
Source: RefSeq, a predicted model, not a curated record